ACAAUGUAUCAAUUGACAGAUAAUUAAAUGCAUUGAAUUGCGUUGUAAAAAUCAACUCAUUUGUUUUUUUUGUUGAGAAGUGAUCGCAAGCGAAACCAAAUCGCACCCAGUCAGUGAUAAAGAAUAAGAAGAAGAAGAGCAAAGAAAAAUAUUUUAAAACUGUUUAUUAAAUACAUUUUCUGUUCCAUUGAAUCGGUCGUUUUCUUUGUCGAACAAAGAAUAAAAACUUGACUAAAUUUCGGAUCAAAUUGUUUAAAUAAAUUGAGAUAGAGACAAAGGAAGAAAAAUGAAGCUCAAGGCAUUUUCAGUGAUAUUUUCAUUGUUUAUUGUGGGCCUUUAUGCCGCAAGUGUAACUGAUUUACCACCAGCCACCCAACCAGCAGAACUCCCUGCUCCAAUUGAGAAGAAAACAACCACCACGGUGGCUCCUUCAACAACGACAGUAUCAACCAGCACCACAGAGGCUCCGACUGAAUCAACGACAGCAAUACCGACAAGCACAACAACGCCUUCACCAGCUCCGACAACUCCUACUACAACGGCAGCUACGACAACUGAAGCCCCCACAACAACAGUAACACCAACACCAACAACAACAACAACAACCCCGGCUCCAACACCAGCACCAGUACCCGGAAAGCCACAAGAAGGAAAGUAUGUUGUGUCGAAUGGAACUACGUCCUGCAUCUUACUCCAGUUCGCUGCUCAGUUGAAUGUGUCAUACUAUGAUGAAAAGGCCGGUGUCCAGUAUAAAAUCUACAAUAUCCCCGGAGCAACUGGUGAUAAAUUCAAAGAAGCUGAAGGAAACUGUGGCAACACCUCCCAAUUUAUUGUCAUCGAAUGGACCGAAGCCGAUGAAAAAAACACAUUGAAAUUAACAUUCAGCUUGAACGAAACCGCUAAAGAAUUCUCAUUGACAGAGUCCGUGUUCAAUUUGUCUACGAAAAUCGUUCCAGGCAGUAAUAAUCGUACCAUCUUAUACUAUGUUGGCAACACAUUUGAGGCACCAAAAGAUAAAUCUUAUCACUGCACUCGAGUUCAAACAUUGAACUUAACCGACACUGAUCAUGUCACAAACACCACCGUCCCAUCUGGAACUGUGAGUGUAUCGAGUAUUUUGGUCCAAGCCUUCCAUUUGGGAGAUAAACAAGAAUUCUCAACAGCCAUUGACUGUGAUGCCAUUAACACGCCAGAUAUUGUACCAAUUGCCGUCGGAAUCGCAUUGAUUGCAUUAGUCGUUGUUGUUCUAAUCGCAUACUUGGUAGGACGUCGUCGUGCCGCCGCUCAUGGCUAUGUUAGCAUGUAAAUCGAAUCAAUUGAUCGAUUAGUCAAAUUACAAACCAUCCCAAAAAAAAAUACGAGCAAAACAAUAUAACAUUUGGCCUUUAUUCUUGCGCUAACAUCAAACGCAAUUCGAAAAACAAAAAGAAUUAAUUAAUCGAAGCAAACAAUUUUUGAGAGACACCAACACAAAUCUUCUUUUUUUUCCUGUCUUUUUUUCUCAAACUGCAGUUUAUUGUGCUGUGAAUUACAAAAGAAAAAAAAACCAUUUAAAUAUUUGUAUACAAGAUAGUAAUUAAUUUAGAGAACGAACUGAAAUGUAGAGUUAAACGUUAAAGAAAAUGGAUAACCGAUAAAAGACACACAAACGAAAUUGGCGUGAAAUUUGUACCGUUUUAAAGAGUAGGUUUUUUUAAGUAGUUAAUUCCCGAAUUUCAAAACAAUCAAACACAAAUUUUAACAAACAUUUUCCUUCUUCACUUUUGCGAAGAAACACACGAAAACACUGAAUUAAAAUGCUUUUCCAGAAGGACCAUUGUAAAAAAAAAAAAAUAAAGUUGAAUAAGAAGGGAA
Molecule: messenger RNA, 1854 nt
Organism: Sitodiplosis mosellana (orange wheat blossom midge)
Lineage: Eukaryota; Metazoa; Arthropoda; Insecta; Diptera; Cecidomyiidae
Product: lysosome-associated membrane glycoprotein 1-like
Exons: 7
Coding region: 287-1306 (339 amino acids)
Cellular component (GO): membrane
Source: RefSeq, a predicted model, not a curated record